UCAACAUGAAUUCAUAUUUCAGAAUUGUAGCGUUUAGAAAACAUACACAUUAUUUCUUACAAAGAUGUCCCUGGUAAUUAUGUCACGUGAGAACAUCUGUGAAAAUUAUUUUGACUGGCCUUGAAAAUGAAGGUAUAACAAUAUGUGACAAAAUCUUAAGUGUGUAUGCUUGUCCAGCUUUCAGGUGAAUUUCGAACGCUCUACUUAGCGGCUGGUGAUGUAAAGUUAAUAGGAGAGAACGGGCCACUGAGGAUCUACGUACGUUAUGUUCUAUAUUACAAUAACUACAAGGAAAUGCGCAUCACUUUUUACCUCAGGCAAAAGGAUGGAUGCCGACUGUAUGCAGUUCUGGCUAAAAAGUUAGUUUCUGCCACAUUCAUCGCAUUGAGUGAUCCUACAGCAACAUGGACCAGAAGCCAGGGUGGAGAUCCUUAUAUUACAGGAUUGUGGAUGUUUGAGAAUACAUUUUCUACUCUCCCAGAGACCUGGGUUCAUGUACAAGGAGAUGGAACUAAAGAAUCUGGUGUUUUUUCCUUUUUAUUGUAUUUUGUAUCAAGUACCCACUUCAUCAUGUACAUGAAAUUUGUUGAAAAGAAUGGAAAUGUAAGAAAUUUGAGUGCAGUGUUCUCAAAAGAAACCAGUCUAAGCAAAGAAUUAUGGGACUUUUAUGUCACCGUGACCGAUCAACUUGGAAUUCCAGUUGGAAAUAUACAAGAUAUCCUCAGAUAUGACACCUGUCUGCAAUGAAGAUAUGGAUUUGGCUGCAAAACUGAGACAACUUGCUACAUAUUUGUCCAUGGCAUCAAAAUCACAACUUAGAAGUUGCAUCCAUCAUUCAUUCCUGAUGGUCUAAGGACUUGAUUCUGUAGUUCAUAUCCUUACUCCAGUGCUUUAUCUCAAAUUUCUGCCCUUGACAUGUUUAUUCCACGCUCUUUAUCUGUCAUUCAGUGAAUAAAGUUCUUCUC
This is a messenger RNA of Peromyscus maniculatus bairdii (prairie deer mouse), 965 nucleotides long. NCBI's taxonomy places the organism in Eukaryota, Metazoa, Chordata, Mammalia, Rodentia, Cricetidae. The record is from RefSeq and is a predicted model, not a curated record.